CCCAUGCGUGUGCUUGUAGCUGGUGUUCUGAAUCGCAAAAAUCCCUCUCCAAAUUUGCUCUGCAAUUACAUAUUUUUUGACAAAAAAUGUCUGCACUUUGUCGGAGAAUCCCGUCCUUAGUUAAUCAGCUCAGGAUCCCCACGUUUGCUGCUCUAAAACAGCAGAAAGUCAUCCUUAGCAGCCUUCCUACUAGAGUACUCUGCGUGACCUUGUUUUCAACGAAGCCACCUCCUUCCAUCAAUGACAAACUCAUGGAAUUCUUUGAUGACCCCAAAAACUGGGAAAAGGAUAAUAUCAAAACUGGCAGAUCAUGGAAACUUGAUGAGCUAAGAAUCAAGAGCAAUGAAGAUUUGCAUAAGCUGUGGUAUGUUUUGCUGAAGGAGCGAAACAUGCUUUUAACAAUGGAGAGGGAGUGUCAAACGGAAUACCGCGUCUUUCCAAAUCCAGAGAGAAUAGACAAAGUCGAGGAAAGCAUGGAGAAUCUGGAAACAGUUGUCAGAGAAAGAAACAGAGCCUACUUUGAGCUUGAGACAACAGAACCUGCUGAACGACCCGGCAAGCUAGAGAUGAAUCAGAUUGGUAUGAGAUACUUCUACAAGCACUCAGAACACCUGAUUCCCAAAGUAAUGAAUCGGAAGUGGAGAGAAAAGGUUGUUCACGGCUACGAAGGCAAUGCAGUUAAAAAAUUCCUCCGCCUCAAGGCUGAGAAACUGAGAGACAGGGAAAUUUGGAAGACACAUUCCCGAAGAAGGUAUGUUUCACGGAUCUUCAGUGAAUAUCCUGACGCGGAUGUCAAGUCUCUUCAAGAGGCUUUCCCUGAUGUCGAUGUUGAAGCAGCUAGAAAACACAUAGACGCCAGAGGAAACCAUGAUAAAAAUCUUGAUUAGUUGACAAGAGAAGUUCUAAAUAAUAAAAAGCCAACAAAAGUGUUAACUUAAAGUUACAAUGUUA
This is a messenger RNA of Cloeon dipterum, 951 nucleotides long. RefSeq names its product mitochondrial ribosomal protein L47 (gene mRpL47). Gene Ontology annotation, cellular component: mitochondrial ribosome; mitochondrial large ribosomal subunit. Bases 87 to 887 code for a protein of 266 amino acids. The transcript has 5 exons. The record is from RefSeq and is a predicted model, not a curated record. Gene Ontology annotation, biological process: mitochondrial translation. NCBI's taxonomy places the organism in Eukaryota, Metazoa, Arthropoda, Insecta, Ephemeroptera, Baetidae. Gene Ontology annotation, molecular function: structural constituent of ribosome; ubiquitin binding.